Pimephales promelas (fathead minnow) is the source of this 3049-nucleotide messenger RNA. RefSeq lists its product as uncharacterized. NCBI's taxonomy places the organism in Eukaryota, Metazoa, Chordata, Actinopteri, Cypriniformes, Leuciscidae. The record is from RefSeq and is a predicted model, not a curated record.
AUGAGUGUUUUUCAGAUUUUUUUAGCCAUUUUUACUAAAAUAAUCUAAAAAAUGUCUUUAACUUGCCGUGCCUUUUUAACGCUUGACCUCUUAAUUGUUGCUUGCAGUCAUACACAUUAGCUAUAUGAGUGGGACACAUUCCUGCCAGGUUUCGUGUGUGUAUUUGAAUAUUUGGAGAGAAAGAGAGAGUGUUUUCUUCGCCCUAAAGCGAAAGAGAUCCAUCAUCAUGGUGUGUCGGAGCCGCAGUGAAGGACUGAGACACGAGCACAGCCGAACACACACUGGAGGUUAUGAGGAGGUUUUUCAGAGUUGACAGAGAUGAAGAUUACGGUCAGAUUCAAUAUCUCACUGCCAAAUGCAUCCGACUGUCUCAGGAGAAAGCGGCGCUCCAGCGUGAGCUGCUGGUGUCUCGCGAGCGUCAGCAGGCUCUGCAGGUGGAGAUGGAGGCUCUCUCAGUGCGAGUGUGUCAUAAAGAGCAGAUCUGCGUUGAGAUGAGCAUCAAAUACCAGCAGCUGAUGGAGAGAUUUCAGCAGGAGCAGGCUGUGACGGAGGACAGGUGUAAAGUCGCUUCACUCCUGAGUCUCCAGAUGGAGCAGGUGAGCGGUGACCUACAGCGGCUGCAGGGCUCAGAGACGCAGCUGAUGGGCCUGGUGGACGAGCUGCACCAGGAGGCCCAGCUCAGAGCCCAGCAAGCCGAGGUCCUGGAGACGCGGCUCCACGAGGAGACCCAGUCAAAGGCACAGCUGGUGGAAGACCUUGAGAUGCAGCUAAACAGUAAAUCCCUGGAGCUGAUAGAGCUGCACAGCACCACCCAGAGGACGCUGGAGGAACUGCGACGGGAGCAUUCGGAGAGUCUCGGGAAACUCCGGGAAACGGCCGAACAGUUCGAGUGGUUGUGCGCUCAGCAGCGCCAGUGGAUGAGCUGCGUCAAGAGGUUGAAGGACGGUCUGUCAGGUGAGAAGGAGUCCCUGGAGCUGCAGGUGAACAGGUUACAGGAGGAGUUGGAUGCUGUCAGGAGGACUGUGAACUCCGACUGUCCCUCAGAACCCAGCAGAAGAUGGGAUGUAGAGAGGAUAUCUGACCUCCAGGCUGAGGUGGAGCGGUGGAAAACACUGUAUGAAGACCUGCUCAAACUCAACAUACAGCAGGGCCAGUGGGCAGCAGACGAACACCUCAAACCCCCAUGAGGAUCCAAACACAGACGACAGCUUCACAUUAUAUGACCAGUGUUUUUUAAAGGCUGUGUUUAUCUGAUCUAAAACACAGUAAAAACAGUGAAACUAGAGGCCACUAGGGGGCGAUGUUCCUCCACACACACUCAUGCCAAACCUCAAGAACUGGGAUGGAUUUCACAUCUCUCCAAAUACCAACACAACUAGAGUCAUCAUGACAUCGACUCGUCCAGGAUCAUAAUCUCUGUCUGUCUGACAACAGUGUGUGUUUCUCAGUGAUCUAUCAAAUAAACUGCAUUGCUGAAGCCUCUCUGAGAUGAGUGAUCAACACUAAUAUCACACACACAGUCUUCAAUGCACUCUCUCUCAGCGUUUGCAUCAGAUCUUCAUAUUAAUUUCCCUUAAAGGUGCAGUAUGUAAUGUUUAGCAGCAUCUAGUGGUGAGGUUGUGAAUCGCACCCAAAAGAAGUUACAGUGGCCGACAGGAAGUGAUGUCAUCGUCUGAGACAGCAGAGAGGUUUCUUUACAAAGAUAAAUUAAGAAAUUCGGUUUACUUGAUUGUUCAGUAAAACGAUAUAUUAUUGCAAAUAUUAUUGUUACUUGUUCAGCAUUGUGUCAGUGUUUUACUCGCUGACUUUAGCAGCUUCUUUUGCGUGAAGAACAACAUAGUGAAGAAACGCGCUUGUCUGCUCAGGGCCACCGUAGACACAUGUGGAUGUAAGCGGACCGCGGUGUGUGUGUAGAGAAAUGCUCAUUCUAAGCUAAUAAACAUAUAAUGGUUCAUUACGUAAGAUCUUUAUACACCACUGCACACAUAGUUAUGUUUAUGACCCUGCUAAAUAUUACACAGUGCACCUUUAAUACUGUGUUAAAGUUGUUUAAAUGGAAGACGAAGAAAACCACAUGUAAUACCACUGUGUGCCACCAGAUGCCAGUAUAGCGGCAUUUAUAUCUAAGUUGUGCUGUGUAUUCCCUAGUUGCUUAUAAAAGUAUUUUCAGUCAUAAUUAUUAGUUUUUUUACCACUCUGAUUAAGUGACAAAUUUACAUUUUACAAAUCAGGGAUAUGCAAAUUUUAUAUAAAGAAUAAUGUGCUGUAUCGCAAAAAUGCACCUAUGUUUUUCCCUGAUAAUAAUCAUCUGCAUGUUGCCUACACUUAUAAUACCAUUAUAGAGUUUAUAUGAAUCAUUGAGUGGAAUUCACACAGUUUGUUCAUUUAUAUACCUGAUGGAAAUGAGUGUUUUCCCCUUUAAUUAUUGUGAUGUCAUCAUGAGGUAACAUGACUUCCGGUUCGGUCUCUUCUCUUCGAGAGGUAGGUUUCUUUUGACUGAUAAUCUUAUCUAAUCUUUAUUGUAAUUAUUACUUUGUCUUUAUUUUUCUCCAGUUCAUGAGUAUAAUGUUUAUUUUUACUGGCGUGCGUGAUUCUUUUUGUCAUUUGACCAUUUUUGAGUAAUAUUUUUUGCCCAAAUAUGUGUAAAUGAGAGCAUGUGGUGAAAACUGUAACGUUACAUCAUUAAUUUUUAUAGUAAACAAGCGCGAUUCACUCUCAGAGGCUGCUUAUUUUUGUCUUGUAUCAGGGUUACACUAAUUUAUCUAUUUUAUUCACAUCAUUGUGUCACUUUCAUGCGUUUAGCAGAGCUCUCUGAGUGUGUAUAGAUGUGAAUAGAGUUCAGAACUCUACAGGUUUGUGAGACGCAGGGAGUCUAGCUUCAUUACUGGGAAUAACAGACGUGUCUUCAAGACUGAUUUCCCUGGUGAUGUCAGGGAUUUUCAAAGUCUCUUGUGUUUAGGGAACAAGGCCUUUUGUAUAUGUUUCAAAAAUAUUAUUAUGCAGAGCUGCUUUCACAUGCUUUUAUCAAUAUUAAAGCUGCCAUGUCAAA